This is a messenger RNA of Lingula anatina, 3070 nucleotides long. RefSeq names its product importin subunit alpha-7. The record is from RefSeq and is a predicted model, not a curated record. NCBI's taxonomy places the organism in Eukaryota, Metazoa, Brachiopoda, Lingulata, Lingulida, Lingulidae. Gene Ontology annotation, cellular component: cytoplasm. Gene Ontology annotation, biological process: protein import into nucleus. Gene Ontology annotation, molecular function: protein binding; nuclear import signal receptor activity.
GGGAAAUUCCGAGAAAAUCCCGAUAGCAGGCCACAAGGACCGUGACAUGGAACGCACAGAUUUCUCUGUCUACACAACAUGAAUUCAUAUUGAUUUGCCGAAUUUUUUGUCUUAUCAACACUUUCAGAUGGCUAGUACAGAUCCUGAUAAAGCAGAGAAGGCUGCUAAUAGUCGCCUCAAAUCGUACAAAAAUGUAGGCCUUGAUUCUCAAGAAUUACGAAGAAGAAGAGAAGAAGAAGGAGUUCAACUUAGAAAACAAAAAAGAGAAGAACAGUUAUUCAAAAGGCGUAAUGUGUCUGUUCAUGAGGACAAUGAAGAUGAUGUUGGUGAUAUACAAGAUCCAAUGGUCAGCUCAUCUCUUGUGGGUGGCAUCACACAAGAUAUGGUACAGGCUUUGUAUAGUGAAAGUGUAGAACAACAGCUGCAAGCAACUCAGAAAUUUAGAAGACUAUUGUCUAGAGAGCCUAAUCCACCUAUAGAUGAAGUAAUACAAACAGGAAUUGUGCCACGUUUUGUGGAAUUUCUUAGAAAUGAUACCAAUUUUACACUACAGUUUGAAGCAGCUUGGGCACUGACAAAUAUUGCAUCAGGGACAUCAUUUCAAACGAGAGUUGUGAUUGAAGCUGGUGCAGUACCUAUUUUUAUCAGAUUACUUGCAUCUGAGUUUGAGGAUGUCCAAGAACAGGCUGUAUGGGCUUUAGGAAAUAUUGCAGGAGACAGCCCAGAAUGUAGGGACUAUGUUUUAAAUGAAAGUAUUUUAGUCCCUCUUUUACAGUUGUUGAGUAAAUCCACCCGUCUAACAAUGACAAGAAAUGCUGUAUGGUGCUUAUCCAAUCUCUGCCGUGGCAAAAAUCCUCCUCCUGAAUUUACAAAAGUUUCCCCUGCAUUACCAGUGUUAGCCAGGCUUUUGUUUCACAAUGAUGCUGAUGUGUUAGCAGAUGCCUGUUGGGCCCUGUCUUACCUAUCAGAUGGGCCAAAUGAGAAAAUUCAAGCUGUUAUAGAUUCUGGGGUUUGCAGGCGGUUGGUGGAACUUUUAAUGCAUAACCAACAGAGUGUGGUUUCUGCAGGACUGAGAGCUGUAGGCAAUAUUGUAACAGGAGAUGAUGUGCAAACACAGAUAAUUUUAAAUUGUUCAGCAUUGCCCUGUUUAUUACAUUUGCUUGGCAGUUCAAAAGAAUCUAUUCGCAAAGAAGCAUGCUGGACAAUCUCCAACAUUACUGCUGGGAAUAGAGCACAGAUACAGGCAGUUAUUGAUGCCAAUAUCUUCCCAGUUCUGAUAGAAAUACUGGGCAAGGCUGAAUUUAAGACAAGGAAAGAAGCAGCAUGGGCCAUCACGAAUGCCACAUCAGGAGGAACACCAGAACAAAUAAAGUUCUUAGUGCAGUCUGGUUGUAUUCCGCCACUGUGUGAUUUGUUGACAGUCAUGGAUGUGAAGAUAGUACAAGUAGCACUAAAUGGUUUGGAAAAUAUCCUCAAACUUGGAGAGCAGUAUGCCAAACAGCUGGGAGGGGCUAAUCCCUAUGCCGUGAUGAUUGAGGAAUGUUAUGGUUUAGACAAGAUCGAGUUUCUCCAGAGUCAUGAAAAUCAAGAAGUUUACCAAAAGGCUUUUGAGAUAAUAGAAAAAUACUUCGGCACUGAAGAAGAAGAUAAAACUUUAGCCCCACAAGUUGAUGAAAAUGCUCAACAGUUUCAGUUCAAUGGAGGACAAAAUGCACCCCAGGGUGGCUUUGAAUUUUGAGGAUUUAACAUGCUUUCUCCUGUUCAGAUUUGAGGAUGCUGUGCUACUAGUCAAGUCUGGCUGUCCUUUUAAGUCUUUUAAAAAGUUUUUCCAAAUUUAAAAGGCACAUUUGUACUCUGAGAUAUGGGGCAUAAUGCUGCUAGCUGUUGUCUGGUUAGAGAAUAUGAAACGGUGUCACUUCUGAAGAUUAUUAAGUAAACAUUGUUUGAAAUAUUGCCAUCAUCUAAGUUGUAAACAGCAUAGAAAAAAAUAUUUAUUUUGUUGGUCUUUCUGUAAAAUUGAAGUGUAAUAUAAAUAUUAUACUGAAUAAGUCGCUUCGCUUUAUUGUUAACAGUGGCCAAGUCAAGACUGAUGAGGUCUAAUACUGAUGAAGAAAUUUGCUUUAUCGCUGUAGGUAACUUUCCAAUUUAUCUAUUCUUGGAAACACCACUGACAUCGAGUCUGAUAUAAGCUUAAAAUGUUAAGUUGUUCUGAUGUUGCUCCACAGAUUGUCUAUUUUGUUUCAUAAAAAACUCCCAAUUGUUUGUGUUGGCUGGUUUCCUGCCAAAAUCUCAAACAUCUUGUGUGUGCAUUCAACUUGAGCAUAGUGGUGGCAACAAUCAAAAAUUGCCACUUUAAGCUUCCAAAUGUAGUGGCAGUACAGGUAAAAUGAAAUGACAUAUUUACGCAUGUGAAAAUACUUAGUAUUGCAUAUUGCUGUCAAGGUUAAAUGAUCAAGCUUAUAGUUAACACUCAGUUGUGCUUUACUUCAUGGGCUUGGGGUGGGGAAUGCAGCUGGAGUCAUUCCAUGAAAAAUUGUCAUUUGAGACUAAUCGGUUAUUUUGUGUAAUAUGUUCACAAUUUUGACUUGCUCCACUAUUUUCACAGUUUUAGUAGCCUCUAAUAUAAAAAGAAAUCAAUAGUAAUCAAAAGGAGGUAUAAAACACAAAAUAUGUGAAUCACAGAUAUGACCCAGAUGUUCAGUUUUUUAUGGUAUGACCCACUGAUGUGAUUAAAGAAUUGUUAAUGAGUGCAUGCAACCAAGUUAUCAGGCUGUUUGUUUUCAAGUAGUGGAGGAUGUGGCUUUAAAUGCCUUCCUUUUACAGGAUAUCAGAAAUUUGGAUACAAGGUACAGAUUCUACUAUUAUUACCCUUUGUGACACAUUCAUGUCAAACAAUGCCAAACAACUGAAAUUGAGAACUCACCGAAUGUAACAUGUACAUAAACACACUUGCUUACAUUCAUGUACAUAAAAACUUUUGUACAGAAAUCAAAGCCACACGAUAUUGAUCAACUACAAGGUUAAAUAUUGUGUAAAAACUUGGCUCUUUUCCAAUAAAAAUUAAAGAACA